CGAAGAAACCGGAAGUGUGAUUGUUUCRUUCUGUAGAAGGUGUUAUGGUGGCGCCAGUGGAGGGAAUUUCAAAAUAACAGAGCCAUCACCCAAAGAUAAAGACCCAGACUGGUGACCUAAGAUGACCAGAGUAGGUCCCCUGCAGCAGCAUCCUCUAGCAGGGUGCAGUGACCCAGACAUCCGGCUGGUCCCCCUGCCUGCCCCGGUGCCCCUGGUCCCCGCUAGCCUCCUGCGGUUCCCGGAACUGGACCUGUCUCUCCCCCUCAGCCCAGACCCACCACGCCCCAACCCGGCUAGCCUGCUGAGAGGACGCAGCCACCGGCAGGUGCGAUUUGCCUCCGARGAGCCUGUGGUUGUCACGGUGAUAGCAGAGCCUAGCAAAGAUCCUCCACCUUGGCAWUGCCCUGGACACUCCAGCAGUUACUCAAAGGGGAAAAGACUCCAUG
Messenger RNA from Salvelinus sp. IW2-2015, 446 nucleotides. The record is from RefSeq and is a predicted model, not a curated record. NCBI's taxonomy places the organism in Eukaryota, Metazoa, Chordata, Actinopteri, Salmoniformes, Salmonidae.